Cylindrotheca closterium is the source of this 1605-nucleotide messenger RNA. The record is from the annotation of a GenBank genome assembly. Lineage: Eukaryota; Bacillariophyta; Bacillariophyceae; Bacillariales; Bacillariaceae.
AUGAGUUUCUCGAGCUUCUCAACGCACCCAGAAGAUGAGAAAACACUGGCCGAAAAUGCUCAAAGUUCUCCCAGCAUACCUCCACCGUCGCCCCCAGAGCCACCUUCUCCCAAUCCACCGCCGCCUCCUCCGCAAUUGUUGAAUGUCCCUGAUCUCCCUUCCAAUCAGCCUGACAACGACAAUGCUAUGGAUUAUCCUCCAGGAAGUCCAUCGGGUCCUUUAGAUGGACAAUCCUUAAUUCUGAUGGGAGACGACAAUACGAUUUCUUCCAUCAACACAGAUUACCACACGCUGCAGAUGAGAGCACAGGAUAUAGAAAAUCAUAACGAUGGCUAUCGAGAACCCGAGCAUCCCACUGGAAGUCCUCAAAAAUCGCAACAGUACCAAAGUCGCAGUCCCAAUCCUGAAAUGGCGCGGUUGCCUCAAACUGUCGACAUGAAAACGACAAGCCAAAACAAGGAGCAGCCAAAACAACAACGACAACAACAAGACGACGAGGGCAGCUGUCUGCCACAGUGGCUCGUGGAUGCUCCGUUUUGGCUCAAACUGGUCAUUGUUACUUCCACCGCUUUGUUAUUAGGUGCCAUGGUAUUGAUUGGAGUGGCAGCUUCCCUUGAAGUUCAAAGUCGUGAGAAUGAGGCCCAAAACAAUGCUGCCGUCUCGCCACCUUCUCUAGCUCCUGGAAACUUCUUUCCCACCCAACCCGAUUUGGAACCAACCAAUAUUCCACUCACUGCAGAACCUACAUCUUCCCCAUUGGAAGACAUGCCUCCCUGGCAACCAUACAAUACAUCCACUUCGGUUCAAUUCUUUGUGGCGGGCGGGCGGUUUGCGGGAGAUGAAUUGGCGAAUUUGCCGGCAGAAUUGAGCAACCUCCCCAACAUCGAUGGAAAUACGGUAUUGUUUCACUUGGGGGAUUGGAAUUCGCCUUCUCUGACACGAUGUGAGGAGUCGGCCUACAGUGACAUUGCCACCUUGUUUGCGAAUAGUAGCCUGCCAGUCUAUUUCGUUGUAGGGGACAAUGAAUUCAAUGACUGCCCCGAUCCCAGAGAGGCAUUUGAAUUCUGGGAUCAAUAUUUGCUGGAUUUUGAAACCAGGCAUUGGCCAGCGCCGUCAGUUUGGAACAUUGCUCGGUCCGAAGAUUACCCAGAAAAUUUUGGCUAUUUGCAUCGUAAUGUGCUAGUCCUAGGCAUUAACCUAGUGGGGGGUGUGGUACACGACAACAGGGAAUGGGAAAGGAGGCAUGCCGCGAAUUUGGAGUGGAUCAAUACUAACUACUUUGAAAAUGAGGCCCGCUUUGAUACCAUGGUGGUUUUGGCUCAUGCAGAUCCUGAAAUCCUGGCCAAUGAGUCUUUUUUUCUUUCCUUUUUUCGCUUGGUCAGAGAUGUCUACACUGAGAAGCAAGUCGUCUUUAUCCAUCGCAAUUUGGGUUCGGAUGCUUGGGGUUUGGAAACCGGCUACGAUGGAAUUCCAAAUCUAAUGGUUGCCGUGGUAGAAGGGACGGUAUGGCCGCCCAUGCUGGUGACUAUCGAUACGACAGCUGGUAUCUUGGAAAUUGAUCAACGACAAUGGUACCAAGAAUACAAGACGGGUGGAUUGGCAUAA